UCAAUCGCCGUGCAGCGAAGGCGGCGGCUGGUUACUUUUGGGGCGGGGGGGUUGGAGGGGGGGGGGAAAGCUCCGCGGCUGUGCUCGCCUUCCCUUCCCCUUUCCCCCCCCCACCCCUCCCGCCGGGUCCAAGCGCGGCAGCCCCCGCCAGAGCUCCCCUAAUCGAUCCCCCCCCCCCCAGCCCUGCAGCUCCCUGCGCAGGGCGGGGCGCCCCCUUCCCGGCCCGCCGCCCGAGGGGGGAGAGCGAAAGCUCCCAACAUGGCUGAGAUCGGCAUCGAUCAGUCCAAGCUGCCGGGCGUCAAGGAAGUGUGCCGAGACUUCGCCGUGCUGGAGGAUCACACCCUCGCGCACAGCCUGCAGGAGCAGGAGAUUGAACAUCACUUGGCAACAAAUGUUCAGCGCAACCGCCUGGUUAAACAUGACCUGCAAGUGGCCAAGCAGCUGCAGGAAGAGGAGGAUCUGAAAGCACGAGCCCAAAUCCAGAAGCGCUACAAAGACAUAGAACGGCAGGACUGUGAGAUAGCUCAGGAAAUUCAGGUGAAAUUGGUGAUUGAAGCAGAGCAACGGCGCAGACAAGAGGAGAAAGACGAGGACAUUGCCCGCAUCCUACAGCAGAAGGAACUGCAGGAAGAAAAGAAAAGUAAAAAGCACUACCCAGAACCCCAGGGACACACUGCUCACGAGGACAGUUACUACUCAGAGAACGGAGGAUUGAAGUCAAGGGGGACGAAAGAAGCUGUUUAUGCCAAACCCCGAGUGGCCCGUAGGGACCUGGAGCUGUAUGAUGCAGAGAUCGCUAGGAAACUUCAAGAGGAAGAGCUUCUGGCCAACCAGGUUGAUAAGCGGGCAGCACAAGUAGCCCAGGAUGAGGAGAUAGCUCGCCUGUUGAUGGCGGAGGAAAAGAAGGCUUACAAGAAAACGAAGGAACGAGAGAAGUCCUCUCUUGAAAAGAAAAGGCAGGACCAAGACUGGAAGCGUGACACAAGCGAAUUCGCGCGUCCAAGGUCAAGAGAGAGGCUUGAACCUCAGAGACCCAAGAGUGACAAACCUGCACGGCCGCCACCACCUCCAGUCACAGAACUGGCCGACUUUGAUCACAGUCGUGGUUUUACAAGCCAGCCUAGCUCCGUGCGUCAGUUUUCUAAACCUGAGUCUUCUCCCAAAGGUUUCCAUUACAAGCAGUAAAAAGCUAGACUUUGCAUUGAUACUGACUCUCUUCUGUAGCAAACAUUACUGGAAUUCCCAGGAGAGCUUCUCAUUUCCUUUACCCAACUUGAGUUCCAUCCUCAGGACUUCUUCCUUUUUAAAUGUCAUGCCAAUAAGUAGUAUAUGUUCAUUCUGGUUUCCUGGCUGUUUGUGAUCACUUUAGUAGUGCAGUAAAAUCUAGCCACUGUGUAGCUGGCCAGCUGUACCCAGCUAGCUGACCUGGCAACACCUUUACAGCCCUCUAAAUCCCAUUUUAGCUACAGCUGCAUCUUUGACAAUUAGUGGCUUGAUCUUUGGGAGAGAGAAACAGACAACUGGGGGAAACGUCUGAGGUGUGAGGUGGAUUAUGGCAAUGCAGAAAUCAAGGAAUAGAAUGGAGAUUAACAUGUGACUCAGAUGACACACAGCUUUCUGUUGUAACCAGGAUUGCACAUCUCCCCGAGUCCUGAGUGAGAAAACGGAGCCAAAUCAACACAGAGCAACUGAUAUUUUCCAUCGUAGUUGGCAUGAAGGUGAACACGUCUUGGUACAUCUACUAGCAGGCUGUUCGGACGUCACUCCCUUUGGAGAAAACCCUGUUCUGUCUACAAAGUCUCUGUAGUGCUGUCGCUUCUUAGGAAACACCUUUUGGGUGACACAUGUAACAUGUUUCUAUGUCCGAGUGAGGCCUCUGAAUAAGGGGCUAUAAAACUUCAGCUCAUGCAGUACAUCUUGUAUGUAUUGCUUUUAAGAAGUUCUCAGUUUCUUGAUACAGCUGUCUGGUGGAGCCAGAGGGGAAUAUAAAUUCAUGGACCAUAGGGCCAAAACGGACCAUUAUGAUCAUCUGGGGUGACUUCAUGCACGGCAUGGGUCAGAGAACCUCACCCAGUAAAAAUGGGGGGAACUAGUAUUCUUUACACCAUUGAGCCCAAUCGCUUGUGGCUGAACUAGAGUGUAUUUUCUAGAAGAGCAUUUAGUCUAAGAUGCCAUGUGAGGAUGAAGUAAUCACUUCCCAGAGUGCAGGAAUCCUCUCUCAAUCGAAGAUACCCACAUAGGUUCUCUUCUGUACUGAUCCUUGUGGCCCCCCCCACGCCCCGCCCCGUGGGAGAAGAGUACCUCCUGAACCACCUCCCAGUGCUUUCAACCUCAGCAUUUUUGUCAAUCUCUGUGCAAAUGCAUUUGAAUUGCAAAGCUGACCAUAGAGGUACAGUAAGUUCUUAAGCCUAUCCAGCCAAUAAGGGCUAGAUGGCCAGUCUGCAAGUCAGUGGCAGGAAUCGGAGGCAGUGGAUUGGUGAGCAGCCUGGGAGGGAAAUUCCUUGAUUUGCUGCUACUCCAGAGAGGUGGUAAACUGCACCGAGUCUGUACUUGGUGCAUCGCUUGUUACCCUGACCUCCCAGGGUCACGAUGCUGCGGGGCGCACGGAGAGGUAGGGAACGCAGCGGCUCUCCAAAGCCUGCUUGCAUGAAGCGAUGGUGCACUGCACUGGGACAAGGGAGUAAAGAAUGCUUCUGCCCCCUCUGGUCCUUUGUAGCAGUCUGCAAGAAGGGCCGCAAUCCGGCCCCAAGCCGUGUCUUCGCUAGCGGAAAAAAAAGGCACGUUCUUAACUCCAGCUAAGACAGGGCUGUCGGUAGCUGUCCCAUGAGCUAGCAGGUCAAGUUAAAGGUUAUGGAGCAACCUAGGGUUUACCCUGACUUUCUAACUCAUGUGAAAACUACAAAUUGCCUGGUCCUCACUAGGAUUUUACCUCAGAUUAGUUACGCUGUGUUACAACAAUAGCUGCUAUGCAGCACCUUUCGUCAGUAGAUCUCAAAGCAGUUUACAAAACAUUUUACAGAUGAGGAAACUGAGGCAUAGAGAGGGGAGGUGACUUGCCUAAGGGCACCUAACCGGCCCAUGGCUAAGCUGGGACUAGAACCCAGUUUUCUGACUCCUAGCCUAGUGCUCUAUGUAUCAGGCCACACUGCCUCUGUUAGCUAGUGUGAGUCAAGAACACACCUUUGUUCUGAAUGAAAAGAAGGCUUAGGUGAGUUAGAAAUAACUUGAGGGUUUUCUGCAUUGUUGGUAUCCCACGCUGUUGAAUGGACUCGCACCAACAUCUCCAGACUGCACACGAGCGUGCCUGCUUUCCCCUCUGCCUCUCUCCAGGGGAUUCGGAAGCUCUCUCUUCCUCUUCUCAGGAAACAGCUCAGUCUGUGGCUAGAUUUGACUGCCCUUGUCUCCUGCCCUUUUAAUUGCCACACAUCCAUCUCAUCAGAAGCGUUAAUGGAGUUUUAAAGGAAACAAUCCCAAAAUGCACAGUGUAUUUUUUAUUUGAUAAUCUUGGCAAAUGUGCUGGUGCCAUUUGCAAGGUUUUUAUGUUAUAAAUGUUUAUUUUUAUAUUUCAUGGAACGGUCAACGUUUCUACUGCUGAGAAUGUCACUUCCUUUCCUGCAUUCCCCCAACUUGUAUGUAUUGUGAAAUGGAACAGGGGCCGGAGGUGGUUUCUGUACUGACAAUUCUCAAAUGGUCCAAGACCAGGUCCUGCCCCUCGGGUCAUCCGGUAGGUAUAAAAAGUUGCCAAAUCAGAAUAUGGUUGCAUUUUACACUGGCUUUGUGCAAGUAUAAAUGAUGUCACAAGGCGGGGAGGAGACUCCAACCCUGGGAGCUCAGCUACUAUCGGGGUUUGGCAGUUUAUGAUGAUUUCCCUUCCCACGCCCCGACUGAAGGCUGCAGUUUCCAUCUGAUCCCCAUUAGGAAAGUCUUUAGGAGCCCUAUCCUGCUCCUGUUUCCGGGCCUGAUUCUGGAAAACAUCCCUAUUCAAGAAGAGUGCUCAAGUCCCAUUGAAGUCAGUGGGACAUAACAUGCUUAGUUAGGUGGCAAAGCUCCCGUUGACUUGAAUGGGAACUGGAUCAGGCCCUAAGGAUCCAGCCGUUCUCCUGUUGAAGUCAAUAGGCAUCUUUUGUUGAGCAAGGAUCAGGUCCUAAAUAGGUGGAAGAUCGAGGACCUGAUUCACCAGAGGCCUAAGCAGCCAUGAAUGACUCUGCUGAUAUCAGUAGAGUGGCUGCUGCUUAUUCCAGACAUAACGUUGGCCCUUAGAGCUAAAGCUCCGGCUGGUUGGUUGGUGUUCAUGAUGAUUCUAAUAAGACCCAACCAGGGCUAUGUGCUCUUUCCCUGAUGGAAAGCCAGGGAACCAACCUUUCUGUUGCCCCAUUUAAGUAGCUUGGCCUGUUGCCUUGCUCUGAAUUAAAACGUAUAUGGCAAAAGGCCGGGAAAACCUGCUGGUGUCGUUCCCACCUCUGUUGCAUUUCUUCCUGUGUGCUUUAUGACAAGUAACAGAAAGUCCAUGGUAGUGAAGCAUGUUGCUUCCCGAGUUUCCAUAGCAGGCAGGCACACGUCACUAACGCUUCCCGAAGCUUUGAUUUACACAGCUCACUUCGUACAACAAGAGCGGGAAGCAAACGAAUUUCCAUACCCAGUCUUGAUGCUCUUACCACCACUUGGUCUUCCGUCCAAAGCACAACAGUUGUAGCAAUCUUCGAGGAGUGCGGUUAGGCAAACGGAGUGAUCGUGCCUUAAUCCCGGGGUAGUCGACACCAUAGCCAUUCUGAUCAGAGUCAGUGUGCUGUAAAAUAAAUCCAGCCUGCCAUCUUAAGACAUGUACUGUACAAUGAGGAGAAUGGAGGAUGCCAAUGGGAGACAGAGGCAGCAGGUUAACCUCAUGGUUUUUAAAGGACUUUCUGGUUACUGUUGAGUGAAAAAUCGGUUUUUAAUUGGUAGGUUAUUUUUUAUCUUUUGGCUUCCCUCAUGGGGAGGGAGGGUAGAAUCUACAACAGCUGAAAUCUGCUUAACUCUACAAAGGGAUCUUGUAUGUACUGUAUUUUUAUAUUACAGCAAGGCAGGCCUUUAAAGAUGGGAAUUGGGACAAUUCAUGUUUUUUAAUACAGGAAAAAAUGGAUUUUUUUUUAAUAGUCCUCAACUUUGUGAUUUUCAUUUUGUGCCAAAUUAGACCAGCUGUUCCAGCGUAAGGUAUUCAUUCAACUUGCCACACUGGAUUGAUCUAUGUAUGUAUGUAUUUUUUUUUUAUUCGGGAUUUAAUUUUUGAUUAAGAUGAGCCUGUAUGCAAGCUAACUGUGGAUUUCAAAUUGAUGAUUUCCACACGUGGGAAUGUUUUGGAGGCAGUACAGAUUUUAUUUUACAGUGAUUUUAUUUUAAGGCUGCAGAAUCCCCAGCCUACCAGGUCUUCUUGUAUCCCAGCAUGGCCAAUCAGUAAAAUAAUCAAAAGUGGCCGCCUUAUGCAGCAUAUCCUCUCGGGCAUCUGCCGUCCUAAGCAGGUUCUCAGUGCUGGGAGCCUUGCAGAGCCAGUGUGGCUGUGCUGAGAUAUGACAGGGAUGGGCACAAUACUUAUGCCUAGAUAGAAGUGGGUUGUCCCACAGGCUUUGCCCCCUGGGAAGCUCGAUCCAAGCCGAGUUGUUGUUAUGGAAGGGAUCCUGCAGCACCAGGGAACAACCUUUGAAUUUGCACUUGCCCAAUCAUUGCCCAGACCUGCAGUUGAAUUUUGCCCAUCUGCCAGUGCAGGGGACAGUUCUUGGCCCUUGUCUCCUGAGUUUCAAAGCUCUCUUGACUUCCCCUAAUGUUGUUAGUUUGAGAGACCUCUAUGGGGCAGCACUGAUUCUGAUGGGAGGUUCGGCAGUGCAGCUUGGAGCUGUAUAUACCACUCGAUAGCUGGUUGCUUCUGUGGAGAAGAUAUUUUUAAUCACUAUAAGUAGCAGUUGCAUAGUUUAUUUUUUAAAGAUGAUGCUGUAACAGACCUUGUGGAUCUCUAAUAAUUUCACAGUCGUUUGUCACUAUGCUGCACACAAUGGCUACAGCAGGCCUAGAACUCAGCACCUUCUGCACUGAAAGCACAGGGCCCUGCCUCUUGAGCUAGAAAUGUCUCUCCAUUACCUAUUAGCAGCACAGGGUCUAUAAUAAGACGCAGUUCAGACUCUAUCCAGCAAAGGGCAGUGGUAGAGACAAACCCUGCCCCCUUAACUACAGUACUGUCUUUAUCCCAAUAAACAGUUUCACUGUAUCAGUGGUCUCUUUAAGUAGAUUCUGCUGCGUAUCCAACUGUGUUUAUGCACUGCAAUACAGCUAACCACCUCAAAGAAGUAACUAAUGUAGCUCUUCAGGGUAAACUUUCAGCAUGGGGCAAGGAGAUAUUAGCCAUAGAGUAAAAUUAAUUAGACAAGUGGCUAAAUCCGUCAGAGCUGUAAGUAUACCCUGUGUUCUAACAGCUAACCCAUAAAUGUAAAUUGGACACUGACAAUCCAUCUAUGCAACCCUAUUAUUUUUUGACUGUUUGUCCUAUAGUUUUAUCAGGUUUAACAUAGAACUUCUGAAUAAUAUUUAACCAAAGGAUCACGUUUGUGUGUAUAGCAUGUUUUGCUUCUUUUUUCCUGAACUCAUUGAAUGUAAAGAGAAUAUCGCCUUGUCCAUCUUGUUCAAUAAAUCGUAGUCUUUUGUUAUC
This is a messenger RNA of Dermochelys coriacea (leatherback sea turtle), 6673 nucleotides long. It is a transcript of the gene CCDC50, whose product is annotated as coiled-coil domain containing 50. Gene Ontology annotation, cellular component: cytoplasm. The coding region runs from base 259 to 1185 and encodes 308 amino acids. NCBI's taxonomy places the organism in Eukaryota, Metazoa, Chordata, Testudines, Dermochelyidae. The transcript has 11 exons. The record is from RefSeq and is a predicted model, not a curated record. Gene Ontology annotation, molecular function: ubiquitin protein ligase binding.